Molecule: messenger RNA, 5569 nt
Organism: Ornithodoros turicata
Lineage: Eukaryota; Metazoa; Arthropoda; Arachnida; Ixodida; Argasidae
Exons: 11
Coding region: 3018-3854 (278 amino acids)
Source: RefSeq, a predicted model, not a curated record
AUAUUCCUUUUCUCCUCAGUAGACGCAACAGAGACUGCCCAUGUGGAAGCACAGGUCAUAUUCCUCGAGAAGAGGGCGCCACCUACAGCCGGAACCUAGAGUCGUGUUCAAUGUGAGAAGGGAAAGAAAUCUAGCCAGUCAGCUCUCAAAAUAUUACUGUACCGGAAAUAGGAUGGCUGGACACAGAGAAGUCAUGCUCGCGCUUCAGCGGGAUUAUGCUCAUACAGCUUCCGUAUUGGCUAUUACGACAGGCCACAUGACACAACACCACGUGGUGAUGCUGCAGUAUUUCUCCUGGGUCGCUAUUGCGACUCCUUAUCUCCAAGGCGUGUGUAGUUGACCCGGACUAGAUUUCCUUCUAGCAAUGAGGUGACACUUGAUGUCGCUCGAAAUUCUGCCUCAUCUGUCCAGCUACACACCAGGCGUGACCAUGCAAAAUAUUUUCUCGCUGCGUUAUAGGUGUGCGAUCAAAUUUACAAGAAAAGAAUGAAAAAAAAAAAAAACAGAAGCCGCAGACAGCCGACACGAUUCUCGCGUGACGUAUUGAAGGCCCCCGUGCCUUGCUUUUUGUCUUUUUGUUUCGCAGCUCACGCGACCUCUAUACAGGCUUGAGCUGUGCCGCUGUACGUCACUGGUCAAGUGAAGGGAGUAGCAUACAUCACGACGUGGGGCGAGACACAGAGUCCUUGCGCUCGCUCUGUUGGUCACACGCGCCCAUUAUUCUUUCGCGGCAACUUAUUUCAUUCCUUGGAAAACACUCUGCAUCGAAAAAGAAACGAAGGGGUCACCUCAGUGCUCCUUUAAGUUGAACACGACUCUAGUUACCAUAGUUUAUCUGCUUCUACUCCUGCUACUUCUUUUGUUAUUCCGCCCUGCUGAUACCGUGAGGCAACUAUGCACGGUGUACUGUCAAGAGAUAGAGAAUGUGUGUGUGUGCGUCUACUCCGAGAUAAAGGGCUGGAAAACACAAGAAAAGGCUUCCAGUUUCAAUUCGUCAAAGAUUGCAGUCAGUGCCAAAGCAUCCUGCCAUCAGGGGCAUCGGUAUAACGGAAAUUGUAUUUCUUUGCGAACUUUUGUAUCUUUCAGUAUUGAGUGGUAGAAAUACUACGACGAGUGUUUUUAUAUUGCGUCUAUGAUAACUGUAUCACAACCAUGUACUGUACGACAUGUCCAAACUAAAGCCUGUAACCUCUAUCUUGCAGAGUGACAACCGACAAUAAAAGCACCUGGUAAUAAAGCUGGAAAUGAAUUUUUGCUCUUUUUCGUCAUGUCGACUGGACCAUACAAGCAAACAGCUCAUGGAGAGAUUACUAAAUUCAGUGUUGCUAAUUUGAGUGCCUAGGUACAGCCUGCGACAACUGCCGUGUGUGUACACUGUAACUCAAUAGAAUGUCGAUGGAUGUGUUAUUUAUAGAACUGCUACACGCAACACAGGUAUAGAGAGGUCAACGCCCUUUAAGGCCGCCUGCUUAAAAUUUAGAGAUGGGAAACCUUACUUAGCGCGGAGACAGUGCACGUGAACCACCGAAGGCAACCACAAGUUUUGGGUACGGCCAGCUUUAUUCUGCAAAGGGACGCUCAUAUUCUGGAGUAGUCAUCGAUUUGAAGUGUUGUGAACACGACGCGCUGUCACCCACUUGACGUAAGUCGCGCUGUGAGGAAGGAUGUGGCCAGAAGGCAUCUGUGUUAUACGACGAGCUCGUUGCAACAACUAUCAUUAGAAAAUGGCCAAGGACAGUAUAGGGAAACCUGCCUUCUCUUCUCUCUCCAAAUUCUAGCCUGUGUGCAGAAAGCACGUACAAUAUUCCCACUACCCCAAGAACACAAUGACCUCCUAAGUAUGUCCGAGGAAAGUCAUCAGUGGACAGGGAUAACAUCCCCAGGACUUCCCUACCAGGUCCUCAAUUUGUUAGAAAUGUGACAAAGUGAGACUCCCCGUCAUAUCCUCAGGACCUCCUCUGGGAGCUACCAAAUGACGCGGGUAGUACAGUUCUGGGAGCAAGCAUAUACCUUAGUGAAUUAUUUAUUUUGGGAAGUGAGGGCACAUUUGCAGCACCCAGUCAGCGUGUGUGUGUUUUUUAUAUAUUUUAAACCUCGGUCACCAGCUACCAUUCGUGGUUUCUCAUCUGUAUUUCGUUCACCGUAUUUCUCAUCACAAACAAUGAGUGUCACAGUUUUAAAAGGCAAAAAAAAAGAGAUAUAUAUAAAAGGCCCCUAGGUCACUAAAACCUGCAAAACCACUUAGAGAGGCAUAUGAUGCAGCAGCAUUUCCUUUCCAAGACAGAACAGAUACAAGUUAUUGCUUGUCUUCCGAACUUCAGCAGAUUCGGGAGUCCUCUUCGCAUCUCAGUCAAAACAAAGGGUGGGGUAUCUAGUUUAACUUGAUUUCGCACAUAACCAACAAUGAAGUGAGAAAUUCCUUGGAGUAUUAAAUCGCUAUCGAGGUAGUGUCCGUGUUUCUUACUGCUUUGGUUUGAUGCAUGCAUAGUAAGUGAAGCUUGAGCAGUGAAACGCUAUUAUUUUUUGUCUCUUCGGAAAUAAAAGGCUCCACGCAACCUCCUGCCAGGGACCCUCUGCGGACACUCAUGCAACAAGACCGCAGUGAAAGGUCUAGCAAACUGUAUUUUAGUGCACGUCAAACGCUGCACAUGGACGGAUUCCUUUAAAAUCCGACGAUCAGUAUUUGCGCCCCUAUAUCUCUUUUUAUUUUAUAUUAUUGUUCGUUUUUUUUAAUUUAUGCAUGAGCACUCCUUCUUUGAUUGUAUUGGGUAACGAGAAAUAAAUCGGGAAGUUGAUUACUGGCUAGCAGGUAUUAAAAUGCACAACGCAGUAUUAAAAUAAUUUAUUUCUCCUGUGCUUGUCCUUCAGUUGACGACCGCAGGAUGUACGCAAAUGACAAUCACUGGAAGCUCCUAUGAUGACAGCCUGCGGACCUCCUCCGUUCAUCCCAUCACGGACGAGGACGUGAUGACACUUUGAGGACAUCCUGAGGACCGCGUGUGUUCUUGGGUCCGCACAUGUUGAGGACUGUCUUACAGAUGCAAUACGCUAUUGUUGAGUUCGUUGAAGCCAAGGAAGUUGAAGUCGUCCCAUGUUCAUGGAUCCGUGGGAACAAGUGCCUGUGGCCAAAUCGGCCAUCAAAUAAAGUGGUGCGAAUGGUUAAGAAGGGGUCUCCCCCGGGAAUGGACUGUGCCGAAUACAACGCACAAGUUAAAGGAAUAUUCGUGUCGUACCGUGAUGCAAGGUUGAAGCUCCCUAUUUCUGAAUUAACCUCAGACAUGAACUCGGAUGUUCCGGCGAAGAGAAGGAGAGUGUCAAAAGUAAUCGAAAGUGAAGACGACUUCCCACCUGUGCCCGGGAGCUUUAUCUUGGCUGCUAAAGAGGCCACGACGAGGCAAGGUGAACAUCUGCCUGCUACCACACAUCCAUGGAAGGAUACUGCAGCACGAAGUGAGACUGUGCAUCCCUCUGUUCGCAGGAUAGAUGAAAGGUCAAUGCCCCUACGUGCACAUUCACUUGCAGCACAAAGUGAGACCAUGCACACGUUGGCGACCAGCAUGGAGGAGAGACCACUGCCCCGGCGUUCUCGAAGUGAGACUGUGCAUCCCUCUGUGCGCAGGAUAGAUGAAAGGUCAAUGCCCCUACGUGCACAUUCACUUGCAGCACAAAGUGAGACCAUGCACAGGUUGGCGACCAGCAUGGAGGAGAGACCACUGCCCCGGCGUUCUCGAAGUGAGACUGUACAGCCUGUUGUUCCCACCAUAGAGGAAAGACCAAUGCCCCUACAUGGUCGACAAUCCUUGGUAGUCACGUGCAGGUUCAAACUCAAAAGGGGACUCCAACUGCAAGGGUGAAAUGGCAUGACUCACUUCUCGGGUUCACUUCUGAGCGAAAGUUAAUUCUCUUCUGUUCAGCAUCAUCACCUUCGCUCUCCACACCAAAACCACUGAGUGCAGCCUCAUUUCGGUGGCAUCUGGACCUUGGCACACUGUGUGCAAUGUUUGCAUUCGGACUGUACUAUUUUUACAUUCCUGUAUUUUGAGGCGAAAAUCAGUUUCCUGUGCCUUACCCAUUUUGCUUCCUCUUAGCCCCUUGAAAUUUGUUAUGACAUUCUUCUACGCUUCGGGAAUGUGCAAUUGGGCAAAUUGGGCAAAUUGCAAAUGGGCAAUGACACGCACAUAUGUGCGUGUCAUUGCCCAUUUGCAUUCAUAUGUAUGUGGUUUGCGGUUUGUCUUCGUGGUCAACAGUAAUGGUUCACUUGGUUAUUUCGUUAACAUUUUCUGGUUCACUUGUUCACUGUAACUAUAACACUGUAACCUUCAUGUUGCAUAAUUGUGUUUUACUCUACAGUAGCCACCUUGUGCUCAGGCUAGUCUUCAUUUUCUAUUCGUAUUCCACCUUGUGCAAUUUGUGUUUUACAUUGCCUGUUGUCGUGUGCAAGGCACACAGAGCGUGUCCCAGCUAACAUAGGCCAAGCCUAAAAAAUAUGGAGAGCUCUACAUGGAUCGAACAGUUGAUGGGCUACGGUUUGUGGGAACAGUUCUGGUCACAACCUCUGAAUUUUAUUUUAUGUUCCCAGCCGCUUAGUUAUGCACAGUUAAUUUGCUAACUUUCUAAUUACUCAUUUAGGGCAGACUGCAAAGGUGUAGAGAGUGUUGAAAAACAUGAUUACUAAUACUGAAUACUGAUACUCAUUAAUACUGAUUAAUUCUUAAUAAUUACUGACAUAGAUAUUUUUUACUGCUAGAAUAAAGCGCUCAAGAUACAAAAUCAUACCACAUAACGACCUCCAGGCACAGCUCUGCUGUGUUUCGGUUGUACAGCCAUCAAGAUUAAUUGAGUUGUCAGCCAUUAAAUUGGAGCUGUCUCUCCACUCCAAGCCCAUAUAAGCUGAAGACAGUUCAUUUCUCACCACAUGACUGAGGGCUGCACGACUGAAGUGCACUUGAGCUGUGUGUGCGGGUGGUUCUAUGGCACAUUUUCCAAUUUCGUAAGCUGUCAAAAAGUCUGACCAAGACAUACGUUGGCGGAAUCAACUCUGUUGGAUGUUUCUCCACAGGCUCCACAACUUUAUUCCUAGGCUCUAAACUUGAACUAAGUUAGCAAAUGAGUUAUCCAUAACUAAUUAGCUUGGCACAUUUAAUAAAGUAUGGCAGUGUACGGCAGUCUAUGGACAGCCUACAAAAAGUUUGGUCCGUGCAGAUGCGUUCCAUCUUUUUUAAGGUUUGGUCCAUGUGAGCUGGGACGCCCUGUACAUUGGCAUCGUUGAUGUAGUCAGAAUCACAUUUUUGUUGUGGUCUUUGCAAUAUGCCUUGUGUCUCUGCUCCACAUUGUUUUCCCUCAGGAAUUCCGGCAGCAAUUCUGUGCUUAGGCCAAGCAUUCUUUUACAUUUCUUUUAUUCCAGUUUUAGAGUUUAUGUAUUACUGUGGGGUCUCGAGCAAGGCUCCUUGUUGCCGAAUCCAAACCCUGCUCGCCAACAUGUGUGUCUUUGUAGAUCCUUAUCAUUUUUAUCAUACAUGUUUGUCAUAUCCUAGUCAAAUGCUUUGAUUUAUAUAUCACCUAUACCUAC